Molecule: messenger RNA, 1608 nt
Organism: Cuscuta campestris
Lineage: Eukaryota; Viridiplantae; Streptophyta; Magnoliopsida; Solanales; Convolvulaceae
Source: the annotation of a GenBank genome assembly
UAUUCGACAUUUUCCUCUUGGUGGAUAUCACAAUUAUUUAAGGAACUUUCAAAGCGAGAGAACUUUCGUAGAUCCUCGAACAAUGCUGCUAAACUCUGCUUCUGCACUUGAUUUUCUGCCCAAUAAGCAUCUGUGUAGGCUUGAAUACCUAUCUGCUGGACAUCUCAGGCAGCAUGAAAAUAAAAGUGUAAGACUCUGUUUGAUAUAUGAAAUUCAAAUUAUAAAAUUUAAAUUGGGAAUAACAAUUAUUACAUUGUUGUUUUGGUAUCACAAAUAUGUGGGUUUAGAAUUGAUAAUGCCAAAAAUGAAUUGAAAAUGGAGAAUUCAAUUUCACUCAAAUGAAUCGUGUGUAGAAUUUUAACUCUCUUACAAUUCCAUCUCAUUCCGUGCACCAAAAGGACACUAAAUUGAAGUAAUUUUCCUAGCCGUCCUUCAAGAAGCCAAAUCAGCCUUGAAGAGUAGUAAGAGGACGGGUGCAGAACCGCCUUCAAAGAAAGCCCACCUUUCUCGCCGACGUAGUCGCCACCGCACUAUCCAUAUUCACUCUCUUCUCUUCUUCCAAAUCGGCCAAUACCAUCCUCCAGAAACUCUCACCCCUCACCCCGUUCCCUAAAAUCGCCGCCAUGUUCUUGCCCGCUUCGAAUGGACUCAGAAACCCUAGCCUCACUUUCCCGACCCCGCAGUCCCUCUCCGAUUGGCUCAACCCCCGUUUGCCAUCGGACUCUUUCGCCUCUUGGGGUGUAAAGCCCGGAACCAAGAACGUCAUCAACCUCUGGAUUGAAAUCUCUGAGGGCGAAUCCUCCCUGUCCGAUUCCGUGCCUCCGAUCCGGACGCUGGAGGUCGUUUCAGUCCGGGUCAUUCGGAAAGACAACAAAGUCCUCGUCGAAUCGCACCAGGAAUUGUCCGACGGCAGUGUCAGGAACCGAGGCCGGCCCCUGUCCGAGAAAAUGAAACCUUGCGAGAGUGUCGAAUCUGCUGUUCUUCGUGCAAUUAAAGAAGAGCUAGGCCAGAUAGUUGGCCGGGACUCUGAUUUUAAGGAGAUUGUGAGAAUACGACCCAAUUCGUAUGCGAAGAAGGUGGAGGAGAGGGUUUCGGUGUCAUACCCGGGGUUGCUGGCUCGCUAUGUCCUGCACACCAUUGAUGCCACAGUUGAAGGUCUCCCGGAAGGAGAUUUCUGGACUGAAGAGGUAGAAGAAUACGAGGGUCUUGGCGAUAGAGGAGUCGCUGAGGGAGCUAUUACAUGUAAAAAACAUGUUUGGAAAUGGGUCGAUUCAUAUUCGGUUUGACUCUUUGCUCCUUGAUCAGGGGUUGGUUGUGUACUCUUAGCAAUGUAUGACAGUAUGAGUGCUCUUCAUUCUCUGAUAGCCUUAUAUGCAGCAAUGUAAGAAAUGCUGGAACGAUUAUGCUCAAAUCUAUACAGUGUUUAUGAGUUCAAUAUCAACUAUCAGGAUAUCAAAGUUUCCAUCUGCGCACAAUCCAGUGAGCUUAAGACACGUUCUGCUGGAUAUGCUGUGAUAUUUGAAACCAGAUCGGAAGGUGUCAUGGAGGGAUUGGUGUAACGAGCAAGUUACAAAAGAGUUAGAAACAAAAUCAAACUCUUUCCUUACU